This is a messenger RNA of Andrographis paniculata, 1447 nucleotides long. Its product is annotated as KH domain-containing protein SPIN1-like. Gene Ontology annotation, biological process: regulation of mRNA splicing, via spliceosome. Gene Ontology annotation, molecular function: mRNA binding. The transcript is spliced from 8 exons. Lineage: Eukaryota; Viridiplantae; Streptophyta; Magnoliopsida; Lamiales; Acanthaceae. The record is from RefSeq and is a predicted model, not a curated record. Bases 407 to 1231 code for a protein of 274 amino acids. Gene Ontology annotation, cellular component: nucleus.
UUCAUUCCGGUCAGCAAUUCGUCGAUUCUUCCGGCUUCGUUUCUCAUCUCCGAUGGUGCAGACGUGUGAGAGGGAAAUGGCGCGCACCUUGACAUCCCACUGUUCCAAGCUUGGCAAGGCUUUCUAUCCGCUUCUUUGUAUUAAGGCGUGGCAGUCCAGUUGCUUUGCAUUUAGGACAGCGAAAAUUGGGCAUUUAGGGUUAUUUUAGGUAAUCGGAAUUGGAAUUUGGGCAGCUUUGUUGGAGCCUCAUGCUUAAGCAUUUUCUGUGGUGUUUGGGAUACCAUCCUCUUUGCACCAGUUUUGGGCCUCUUAGGUGUGUGGGGUGUGAUGAUUCAUCUGCUGCGACCAUGGAUGAGCAUUGUGGCACACAGAUGCCUGUGGCAUUGGAGACGAGGAUUAUAGGCCAAUGGUGGAGAAUGGAUUUGCAAACCUUGAGACUCUUGUGCUGAGUAUGAACUUCUCUCCUGCUAGAGGCAUCCUUUCUCCGCAGAUAAGGACUGACUCACAUCUUGAAAGUCAUUACUUGACAGAGCUACUGGUAGAGAGGCAGAAUCUGGAACCUUUAAUACAAUUAUUUCCAAACUGUGGCAGACUCUUGGAUUAUGAGAUAUUUUGCGUCUCUGGGAGGCUCACAGGCCAUGGUUUUACUGGCAUUGGCACACCACACUUUGGUGCUCCAAGUCCAUUGAUUUUUCCAAAUAUGAUGGCAGGAAGCAGUAACUGGAGUGGAAAUGGCUGGAACAACCUUCAACCUGAGGGAUUAGGUGUGUUGCCGGGUACUAUUGUGGACUGGCAAUCAGCAGCCAGAAGUUCGACCUCAUCAGCAGAGAAGAAAAUACUGAGGAUCGAUGUCCCUGUCGCUCUAUAUCCAAGUUUCAAUUUCGUUGGGAGACUCCUUGGUCCUCGUGGAAAUUCCCUGAAAAGAAUUGAAGCUGCUACUGGUUGUCGUCUUAUUAUAAGGGGAAAAGGGUCAAUAAGAGACCGUGAGAAGGAGGAGAGGCUGAGGGGAAAACCCGGCCACGAACACCUGAACGAGCCACUGCACAUUAUAAUUGAGGCAUCCUCGCCCCCAAACAUCGUUGAUGCACAGUUGAGGCAUGCCAGGGACAUCAUACAAGAGAUACUCAAACCUGUGGAUGCAUCAGAAGAUAUGUACAAGCGAGAGCAGUUCAGAGAGCUAGCCAUGAUUAAAAGCACCGGAAAACAGUCCCCACCAAUCGAGGAUGCAUGACUGAAUCACCAACAAGGUGCAAGAACCUAUAUGCGCGAAUGCUAGUUCAUUUAGUUUCUUACAAUCUAUCGAAUUCCAUAAUGAUGGUAAUUAUCCUAUGUUAGUUGGUCGGCUUAAGCGCCGGCUAAGAGACGUUAGACUUGUCUGUAUUGUGUUUGGCUCUGUUUUAGACUUAUAAACCCAAGUAGGGAGAUGUAUUUGGCUCUGUUUUAGACU